AUGCACCCCUGUCCUGACCCAGCUUUUCUCCCUUCUCCCCUCCUCAGCUCAAGAGGGUGGAGACCAGAGUGGGGAAGAACCCGGCAGGGGGGAAUGAGCCGGGCAUGGAGAAGUGGGCCUUUCUUAAGGCAGGAGUUCCCUGCACAGCAAUCUCCAGUAUCUCAAGUAGAGUGGCCACAGGAACCCCGUAUAAUGCCGGGGUUCCCCAUCCGGCGGGUGCUAGUGGCUGGCCUGCUUUUCAGUCUGCUCCUUGGUUCUUCUGUGCUUUUCGUCUACAUCUUCCGGAGCUGUGGCCCUAGGCCCUGCAGGACACAGGAGUGUUGGGAUCUUCAGGCUCAUUACCUGGCCUCCGGGAACACCAGUGUGGCCCCCUGCACCGACUUCUUCAGCUUUGCCUGUGGAGAGUCCAAAGGGACCCUUAGUUCCUUUCAGGCUCUUGCAGAGGAGAACAAGAGGAGACUUCAGAAAAUACUGGAAGAGCCAGGUUCUCGGCACCUGGGCAGUGGGGAGGACAAAGUCUUCCAGUUCUACAGCUCCUGCCUGGAUACAGAUGCCAUCGAAGCUGCGGGGGCUGCUCCCCUCAGACAAGUCAUUGAGGCGCUUGGAGGCUGGCGAAUCUCCGGUAAUUGGACUUCCUUAGACUUUAACCGAACCCUGAGCCUUCUGAUGAGUCAGUAUGGUUAUUUCCCAUUCUUCAGAGCCUAUCUGCGACCUCAUCCCAGCCUUCCACACAAGCCAGUCAUUCAGGCUCUCUCCUGGGUACAUUCCCCAUCUCCCCACACCUGUCCUCUCCUCCCUCCAUGCUCCCUACUUAUCUCUUGUGUCUAGAUAGACCAGCCAGAGUUUGAUCUUCCCCUCAAGCAAGAGCAGGAACAGAAGAUCUAUGCUCAGAUUGUGCGGGAAUACCUGGCUUAUCUGAAUCGGCUGGGAACCUUGCUAGGAGGAGACCCAGCCAAGGUGCAAGAACUAGCCUUCCUGUCCAUCUCCAUGACCUCGCAGCUGUUUCAGUUUCUGAGGCCCCUGGAGCAGCGGCGGGCACAGGGAGAGCUCUUCAAGCUGGUUACUAUUGACCAACUGCAGGAAAUGGCCCCUGCCAUCGACUGGUUAUCCUGCUUGCAAGCGACAUUCACGCCAAUGUCCCUCAGCCCCUCCCAGCACCUCGUAGUCCAUGACCUGGAGUAUUUGAAAAACAUGUCUCAGCUGGUGGAAGAGAAGCUGUUGAAAGACAGAGACUUUCUGCAGAGCCACAUGAUCUUGGGACUGGUGGGGACCCUCUCUCCAGCCCUGGACAGCAAGUUCCAGGAGGCACGAAGAUUGCUGAUCCAGAAACUGCGGGAGCUGACCCAACGACCACCCAUGCCCAUCAGCCCUCGAUGGAUGAAGUGUGUGGAGGAGACGGGAGCCUUCUUUGAGCCUACCCUGGCAGGCUUGUUUAUUCAUGAGGCCUUCAGCCCGGAAACCCAACGUGCUGCCAUGGAACUAUUGACUGAUAUCAAGGAUGCCCUCAUCACACGCCUCAGGAGUGUUCCCUGGAUGGAUGAGAAGACCCGAAAAAGGGCCCAGGAUAGGGUCACCCAACUGCAGGUGAAGAUGGGGGCCCCAGAAUGGGCCCUGAAGCUAUCACUGGACAGACAGGCAUACAGCGAUAUACAGCUUGGACCCAGCUACCUGCAGUCCUUCCUGAGCUGUGUCCGAUCUCUCCGAGCUAGAACUGUCCAAAGCUUCUUGAAGUCUUUACCCCAGCACAGGUGGCAGGUGUCCACCUGGGGGGUCAAUGCUUACUAUUCAAUAUCUGACCAUGUGGUGGUCUUCCCAGCCGGACUCCUCCAACCUCCAUUCUUCCACCCUGGCUACCCCAGAGCUGUGAACUUUGGCGCUGCUGGCAGCAUUAUGGCCCAUGAACUGCUGCACAUCUUCUACCAGCUGUUACUUCCUGGGGGCUGCCCAGCCUGUGACACCCAUGUCCUACAGGAGGCACUGCUGUGCCUGAGACGUCACUAUGAAUCCAUUCCAUUACCCAGUGGACUCUCUUUCAAUGGCUCUUGGACAUUACUGGAGAAUGCUGCUGACAUUGGGGGACUGGCCAUUGCACUGCAGGCAUACAACAAGAGGCCAUUAUGGAACCAUGGAGAGGCCAUCCUGCCCAACCUGGACCUCAGCCCUCAACAGCUCUUCUUCCGAAGCUAUGCCCAGGUGAUGUGUAGGGAUCCCGGCACUCUGGAACCCCAGGAUCCUCACAGCCCUCCCAUGCUUCGAGUACAUGGGCCCUUCAGCAAUGCCAGAGACUUUGCCAGACAUUUCCACUGUCCACGUGGUGCCCUCCUGAACCCUUCCAGCCGCUGCCGGCUCUGGUAACCUGGCUACCACAGAGACUUCAAUUCCGAUGUAACAACACCUCCCUGCCCCAUCCACGGAAUCAGGCACUAUCUCCUUUCCCUUUCCCUUCCAAAAAUAAAAGCUGGCACUUGG
Molecule: messenger RNA, 2469 nt
Organism: Suricata suricatta (meerkat)
Lineage: Eukaryota; Metazoa; Chordata; Mammalia; Carnivora; Herpestidae
Gene: KEL
Product: Kell metallo-endopeptidase (Kell blood group)
Exons: 18
Biological process (GO): protein processing
Cellular component (GO): plasma membrane
Molecular function (GO): metalloendopeptidase activity
Source: RefSeq, a predicted model, not a curated record